Messenger RNA from Lycium barbarum (goji berry), 1028 nucleotides. Its product is annotated as osmotin-like protein. The record is from RefSeq and is a predicted model, not a curated record. Gene Ontology annotation, biological process: defense response. The coding region runs from base 68 to 832 and encodes 254 amino acids. Gene Ontology annotation, cellular component: extracellular region. The transcript has 2 exons. NCBI's taxonomy places the organism in Eukaryota, Viridiplantae, Streptophyta, Magnoliopsida, Solanales, Solanaceae.
CCCCACAACUAUUUCCCAUUUGCCACACCACAAAACACCACCACACAAAGUCAAAACAAAAUUAACCAUGGCUACUUCUUCUUCAACAACAAAAACUUCACUUUCACUUUUUCUCCUUUUUACCCUUGUUGCCCUCUCACAAGCCACCUACUCUGGUCUCAUAUUAACCCUAGUUAACAACUGUCCUUACACAAUCUGGCCCGCUAUUCAACCCAAUGCUGGCCACCCAGUGCUCGAGCGCGGUGGGUUUGCGCUUCAUUCGCUAACCCACCGCUCUUUUGCGGGACCAACUGCACACUGGUCUGGCCGUGUUUGGGCUAGAACUGAGUGCAGUUAUGUGCAGGGUAAGUUUAGUUGUGCCACUGGUGAUUGUGGUGGUCGUAUUGAAUGUGAUGGACUUGGUGGGGCUCCACCUGCCACCUUGGCACAGUUUGUAUUACAUCAUGGACAUGCUGAUUUUUCGUCUUAUGGUGUUAGCCUUGUUGAUGGGUUUAAUAUUCCUCUUACUGUUACACCACAUGAAGGUAAAGGGCAGUGUCCAGUUGUUGGGUGCAGGGCUAAGUUGUUGGAAACAUGUCCUGCAGUUUUGCAAUUGAGGUCACAUGGUGGUCAUGGUCCUGUUAUUGGGUGUAAAAGUGGUUGUGAAGCUUAUAAAACUGAUGAACUUUGUUGUAGGAAUCAUUUUAAUAGUCCACAGUCUUGUAAACCAUCGAGUUAUUCACAGUUCUUUAAGCAUGCUUGUCCUGCUACAUUCACAUAUGCUCAUGAUAGCCCUUCACUUAUGCACGAGUGCUCGUCUCCGCGUGAACUAAAGGUCAUUUUCUGUCACUAAAAUGGAGAAAAUUAAGGUGUUCUUGUUGAUGUCGUUGGCAUUUGAAGAUGACCUUAUGGGAAAUUUGGGUAUUUAUAAGGAUUAGUGUUAAGUGUUAGUAUAGGUUAGUUUUGCUCUGUACGUUUACAUUUAAUUGUAAGGUUGUUUGUGUUGUAUGAGAUUUGAAAUUGUAAUGGUAAUGGUAAUGUUUCUUUCA